Messenger RNA from Acanthopagrus latus (yellowfin seabream), 2865 nucleotides. RefSeq names its product phosphoinositide-3-kinase interacting protein 1 (gene pik3ip1). The record is from RefSeq and is a predicted model, not a curated record. Gene Ontology annotation, molecular function: endopeptidase activity; signaling receptor binding. The transcript is spliced from 6 exons. NCBI's taxonomy places the organism in Eukaryota, Metazoa, Chordata, Actinopteri, Spariformes, Sparidae. The coding region runs from base 174 to 1016 and encodes 280 amino acids.
UGAAGGCUGUUUACCAAGAAAGCUGAGCUGCUCUGACAAAAACAAGGGCUGGGACUCCAGAGCAGAAGCAGCAGUGUGUCUGAAGCACAUUCAGCACAGGCUCUUCAUCUGUCUUCUACAUCAUCUUUUAGAUUUUUUGUCUUCAUUCCCUGAAGAGAGAAGCUCAUCCAGCCAUGUUGUCUGUGAAUUCAGGCCGUCAGCUCUGCAAGAUGUUUUUCUCCCUGCAUGUUGUUUUCCUCAGUGUGGUGAUUGUGGAGAGCAGUGCAUCGAAUGGAAAUCAAAACGACUGCAUGAGGUCCAGUGGUUUGGACUACAGAGGGGAACAACAGAGCUCCUCCUCAGGUCUGACCUGUCUGAACUGGACCAACACCACCAGAGACUAUGAUGUGACCGAGCAUCCCGACUCACUCACAGGUGCUGGAGAUCACAAUUACUGCCGAAACCCAGACUCCUCCGAGAGGCCUUGGUGCUACAUUGCUGGCCCGGAUGGGACGGUCCAGAGACAGUUCUGUGCAAUCGACGCAUGCAAAGAACAAGGUUCUGCUGCGCCAGCAGAGGCCGAGUCCCUCGACCCGACAGGAACCACUCCCUCCACAGAGAGCUUUCAGCCGGCCAAGUCCAGGCCGGCUCAGGGAGAGGUCGCCGCCGUGCAGCCGGUGAUGGGAGUCAGCCAGCGAGUGCGAACGGGACCAAAACAGAAAAAGGACCUUGGCACGCUCGGCUACGUGAUCGGCAUCCUAAUGAUGGCGAUCAUAAUCGUCCUUGGAGUAGGCAUCACGUUUGGCUACUUCUAUAAGAGGGGUCGGGACUUGAAGAAGCAGCACGAGCAGCGAGUGUACGAGCGUGAGAUGCAGAGGAUCACCCUCCCUCUGUCGGCCUUCUCCAACCCCACCUGCGAGCUGGUGGACGAGAACACCAUCGUCAUCACAGCGGACCCUGAAACCACGCCGGUCCAGGAGAGCGUGGAGGGCGCCGACCCGCUUAUGGGCCAGCAAGCCGGUACCCCCGGAGCAUGAGUGGGCCUGUUGUCCUCAAACGGGACUGUGAUACAUUCUUAUGGACCAAAACACUCCCAUCAUUGUCUCUCCUCUCUGCCUCCCUGAGUAACCUCUGUUUUAAAAGGAGUUGGGGAGCAGCGUGAGCUCCAAAGACUGAAUCCUGUGACCUUUUAGUUUGUUUAAACACAUCUGAGGCACGAACGAGAUAAGCUGACACACAAAUGGACACGAUCUAGAAACCAUUCAGAGGACUCUGUUGAUAAUAAGGUUGGGAGGUUUCUUCAAUAUUCAUAUGUGAUAGCCUGGAAAACCAAUCGUGGGCUGCCCCCUUUAAUAACCGUUUGAAUUUCUAGUCACAUCAGUGUUGACGUGUGUGAUGAAACCACUUCUCUUUAAAGAGAUGGUGUUUCGAAUGGGUGGGUGUUUAUAACUUUUCUUUUGUUUUUAUAAGUGUGUUUCAUUGUGGUUAAGGUGAAAUGAUGAAUAUGUGACUGACAUAUAUAUAUAUAUAUAUUUUUUUUUUAAUCGACCCGCUGGCUGUGCCGAGGGAGACGCAGACGAGAACCAUAUAAAGACUUUGGAGACGAGUUGGUGACACAGAUGUGAGUGUCCAAAAUAAAAUCCUCCUCCUCUGAGACAGAGACGAGGGAACGUGAGCUAAAGCAAAAAGGUCCACGAAAUACAAGGGAAACUGCCUUAGCGUGAUACUUCUGAAUUUGAAUGUAUUUGUUUAUCCUUUCCCGAGUGAUUUUCUCCUCUUUGUACUCAUCUGACAGGGCCAGAGUGAAUACAAAGUACGACAGCGUUCACUGGCAGACAUUAGACUUGCCCUUUUUCUUCCACAGGUUAAGGAGUGACAGGAAAUAAACAGAGCGCUCUCAGGAACGCGUGAGAGACGGUAGUUAGUCCUCAGGACAGAAUAGCACUGCCACAACACAGAACCAGAUGGCAUCAAAAAAAAAAAGAAAGAGCCCGAAGGAGUCUGACUUUGCAGAGCAGGACGGCGAGUGUGUUGUCGACGCGCUGGUGCCUAGAUUAGAUUCAGACAUUUGAGUUAUGCACUCGAUGCUUCAGGGUAGAGACGGGAUCAGAGUGGAAUAGAGCUGGUCUGAAGCAGAGCCUGACUGAUGUUACCGGCCUUCCACAGGUCGGCACAGGCGUAUCUGUCGGCCGAUAUGUGGAAAACGUAUUUUUACAGAACAUAAAGAAGAUGAAGUUUACCGCUUCAUUCAUUUUGGACAAUGAAGAUUUUUGUUAUCCUGCCUCCGUUAUAUCUUUGUCUGAGGUGUUUGAUAACCACAUUUGAGGCACCAUCACAAAAAAAAAAGUGUGUUAAUGUAAAUAUGUGUGUAAAAUGAUAUCAGCCGAUAUAUCAGCAUCUUCAUCGGUCCCAGAACUCAGAUAUGGGUCAGGCUGCGGUCCAAAGUUUUGGGGUUCGUACAGAAAAAAAAAAAAGCUCAAAAAACAUGAAUGCAUGCUGGUUCCCUGCUGUAUGUUUGUAUCAGGAGCCAUUUCUCUGCAUCUUAACAAGUAGAACUACUGAUCGAAGACGGCGUUUAGGAGAAUGCCUGACGUUAGAAAUCACCGUUUGUUACCAUUACCGUUACUGUUACUUCCCAGUGUGUUUGGUGUCAGUCCGUCAUGAUCUCGUUUUGGGAUCGUUACUGGAUCCACUUCACUGGUUAUCGGUGUUAUUUUUUUGCUGCUCCAUUAUUUCAGGCGUCCGUGUGCUGGUUUGUUAUAAUCAUUUUCUUCACAUAAGCAACGCGUUCAAAACAUACUCCUGUUCAGCAUUUGAAUUUAGUACUUGUUUGUAUGGAUGCAGAUUUUUACUGCUGAGAAUGAAAUAAAAAAAACAUCAAACACA